Messenger RNA from Candida tropicalis MYA-3404, 3291 nucleotides. It is a transcript of the gene KEL1, whose product is annotated as Kel1p. The transcript has a single exon. NCBI's taxonomy places the organism in Eukaryota, Fungi, Ascomycota, Pichiomycetes, Serinales, Debaryomycetaceae. The record is from RefSeq and is a predicted model, not a curated record. Bases 1 to 3291 code for a protein of 1096 amino acids. Gene Ontology annotation, molecular function: protein binding.
AUGGCUCGUUUUAGAUUUGGAAGUAAACAUAAAAAGAAAGAUCAACAUUCAAUAGACGUAGAUCCCGAUUCUACUACUUCAACUACUGCUUCAUCAAUUACUUCAGAGAAAAAGAGAACCAGCAAAAGAUUCACAAGCAUUUUAAGCUCCCCACUGAAACAAACACAACAACAACAACAUCAUCAACAUCAUCAUCAAUCCCCACAACAAGUAUCUACAAAACAAGAAAUCCCACAACCAGUUCCAGUAAAACCAAUGCCACUGAUUACUCCACAGCCAAGAAUACACAAUCAACCACCACCUUCAGUUGUUUCUCCUUGGAAGAGAUACAAGCUCUAUGAUUCCCCAUUCCCUCGGUAUAGACAUGCUGCCGCCACUUCAUCAAGUGAAAAGAAUGAAAUUUUCAUCAUGGGUGGUUUGAAAGAUGGGUCUGUCUUUGGUGAUACCUGGAAGAUCAUGCCAAACCAGCUCCAUGGAUAUGUUGCUGAACAAAUUGAAGUCUCAAAUAACAACAACCCACCAGCACGAGUUGGCCAUUCAGGUGUACUUUGCGGUAAUGCGUUUAUUAUCUAUGGUGGUGAUACCGUGGACACUGAUAUGAAUGGUUUCCCCGAUAACAAUUUUUACUUGUUUAACAUUAACAACAACAAAUACACCAUUCCAAGCCAUAUUCUCAACAAGCCAAAUGGUCGUUAUGGACAUUCUGUUGGCGUGAUCUCGUUGAAUAAUAGCUCCUCUCGUCUUUAUUUGUUUGGUGGUCAAUUGGAAAAUGAUGUUUACAAUGACUUGUAUUAUUUUGAAUUGAAUUCCUUCAAGUCGCCAAAGGCAUCGUGGGAAUUGGUUAAACCACUCAACAAUUUCAAACCACCUCCAUUGACAAACCAUUCCAUGUCCGUUUAUAAAAACAAAAUCUAUGUAUUUGGUGGGGUAUAUAACAAUGAAAAGGUGUCCAAUGAUUUGUGGGUCUUUGAUGCUACUGAUGACAAAUGGACCCAAGUCAACACUGUUGGUGACAUCCCCUUGCCAGUGAACGAACAUUCUAGUUGUGUUAUUGAUGACAAGUUGUAUAUAUACGGUGGUAACGACUUUAGUGGAAUAAUCUACAGUUCCUUAUAUGCUUUAGAUUUGAACACGUUGGAAUGGACCAAAUUGAGACAAUCUGCUGAAGAAAACGGACCGGGUCCUAGAUGUGGGCAUUCAAUGACCUUGAUUCCAAAGUUGAAUAAAGUUUUGAUUAUGGGUGGUGACAAAAAUGAUUAUAUCGAUAGUGAUCCAAAUAACUUUGACACUUAUGAAACCUUCAAUGGUGAAGAGCUUGGAACUAUGAUUUAUGAGUUGGACUUGAGUACUGUGGAAUAUUUUAUGGGUGCCACUCCAGUUCAACUGUACGUUGCUGAACCAAUAGAACAAGAAGUUGUUGACGAUGAACAAUACGGCCGACCAAGAAAGGUUGCUGCUUCAUCAAGAAAAGAUGUACAAGCCCAUGAUCAUGCACGAAGCUUUUCUGCUGGACCAGAAGAUUUUGCUACUCCACAAGCAUCUGCUCGUGGUUCUCCAUCACCAGAGAGAAGACAGGAUGAUAAUUUUGUGGAAGUUGAUUUACCUUCUGCUACCAUUUCGCAAAUUGAUGAUGAUUCUCCUUAUGAACCAACUUAUUUGAAUGAACCCUCUGUUCCUCAAAUAGAAGAAGAAGAAGAUCAUGAUAACAACAGCAUAGUAAACAACGGGGAAAUUACAGAACCAUUGAGAAGAAGAUCACUUGAUCCACGACAAGAUGACGCUCCUGGGUUGUCCGAAGCUGCAAAUGUUACACCAGCAGUCAUUGGAGGAGGAGCAGCUGCCGCAACAGCGGCAUUGGGUGCUGGAAUUACUGGCAAUGGAUUUGCGUCUAAUGAUGAAGACGUUCAUGACCAUGCACAUACAUUUGUUAAAGAGGACUUGACUGACGUAUCACAUUCUGUUGGUGUGCCAGUGCAAAAAUCCAUUGAUAUUUCGUCCUCGCCACUGGUUGAACAACAACACCCAGAUGGUAAAGUAAAAAAGAUCAUUUCUGAGUUGACAAAUGAAUUAGUUCAAUUGAAGGCAUCUACCAAAGAACAAAUGCAAAAGGCCACAGAAAAGAUUGAACAUUUGGAACGUCAAAAUUCUUUAUUGCAAGAAUCCCAGCUGCGUGAUGUUGACUCUUACACCAAGCAACUCCAUGAAAAGGAUGCUCUUAUUGCUGAAUUGAAAGCUACACUUGAUCCAAAUGCCUUAGAUCCAGAACAACCACAAUCGGCAACUAACAUUUCUGAAUUGAACAGAUAUAAAUUAGAACGUUUAGAGUUGAACAACAAGUUGCUUUAUUUAGAACAAGAAAACACCAAGUUACAAGAGAAGUUUGAAGAGUUUGAACCUUUCAUGGAUCACCAAAUUGGAGAAUUGGACAAGUUCCAAAAAGUCAUCAAAGUGCAAGAGGAACAAAUUGAUAAAUUGACCAACCAAGUUAAAGACCAAGAAAUAUUACAUAAGGAAAUUAACGAAUGGCAAGUCAAGUAUCAAAACUUACUGUUGGAAUUUGACAACUAUAAAGCUAUUCACAAUGAUGAUGAAAUUUCUGAUGCAGAAACUGAUAUUCCGAAUGAUGACCGUUCGAUAUUAAGUACUGCUAAAUCUAGAAAGGAUAUUUCUUUUCAAUUGGAAAAUUUGGUUCUGUUAUGGAGUCAAAAACAUUCCAAUUUUAGUCGUGAAUCAUCCGCUGCUCCUGCUGGGUCAGCUGCUCCAGAAAAUAACCCAGUUGUUGCCAAAUUACAACAACAAGUCGACGAUUUAUUGCGUAUUGGUAAACAAAAUGAAGAGACAUUUACUCAGGAAAUCGAGGCUCUUAAGCGUGAUUUGGAGGAUAGAACUACAUCAUUGAAACUUGCUGAGGAUAAUUAUCGUGAAUCUAUACAAUCGGUUAACAAUACUAGUAAAGCUUUGCAAUUGAACCAAGACGAGUUGAACAAUCAAAGAAUCUUGAUGGAUAAAUUGGUUAAAGAGAACAACGAAUUAAAAAUCUUCAAGAAGGCAAACAGCAAGAGAAUGGUAUCCAGAGAUGGUACACCUAUUGUUAAUGAAUUUCAACAAAACAACGGUGGAGAUACCGAAAACGCUCUUGAUGAUGAUGAGCCAGUUAUUAGUGCAGCACACUACAAUAUGAAAGUGAAAGACUUGGAAGCUGAUUUGUAUAUAUUGAAACAAGAAAGGGACCAAUUGAAAGAGAAUGUUACAUCCUUGCAAAAGCAACUUUAUCUAGCCCAAAAUAAUUAA